This is a messenger RNA of Ochlerotatus camptorhynchus, 858 nucleotides long. RefSeq lists its product as uncharacterized. The transcript is spliced from 2 exons. Lineage: Eukaryota; Metazoa; Arthropoda; Insecta; Diptera; Culicidae. Bases 1 to 858 code for a protein of 285 amino acids. The record is from RefSeq and is a predicted model, not a curated record.
AUGACGAGCACCUCAACGGUGAUGCAGCAGAAAACGAAGGUGGCACGGCAACAGAAUACGACAGGCUACCAGGCCCUGAUCUUCAAAAAGUUGAGGAGGAGAUCGAGGAUCAACGCUAUCCGAGGAAACCGACGUGCCCGAGGUUUUGCCCUCCGGGGUCCGGAUGGACUCUCCCGAGACCCAGAGACAAUUGCAAACCUCCUCGGCGACUACUUUGAGUCGCUGUCCUGCAUUGAGGCCUACAACGAUGAUUUCAGGAACCGUAACGGCGUCUCCACCUCCAGCAUCGAGAACGUGACCAUACCCGAUGACGAAGAUACACUCACAAUUAACAGUCCCUUCACCAUGGAUGAAUUAAACUUUGCCCUCAGAAACGCCAAAGGCAACUCCUCCGGACCGGAUGAGGUUGGAUACCCGAUGCUGCGGAACCUCCCACCCACGCACAAAGGAACCCUUCUCGAGCUGCCUGACUCCUGGAAGCAUAGCCUUAUCGUUCCCAUCCCGAAAAACCUCGGUCCAGCACUAUUACCGAAGGAUUUCCGGCCGAUCUCCUUGACCAGCUGUUGCAGCAAAAUAAUGGAGCGUCUAGUCAACCGGAGAUUAGCGAGAUUCCUUGAGGGGAACAACCUACUAGACCACCGACAGCAUGCUUUCCGUCCGGGGCACGGAACUGGUACAUACUUUAACAGUCUUGGCCAGAUAGUACAUGAGGCACUCCGUAAGGACCAGCACGUCGAGGUGGCCUCCCUGGAUCUGGCCAAAGCUUACAACAGAGCCUGGACACCCCAAGUACUACAGCAGCUAGCCACCGCUCCAGCACCAGACGGGAAGAAACCGGGGUUCCCCAGGGUUCCGUAA